AUGUCAACGUUUCCAUUGGCUGCAGGUUCUACUGCGUUCUCGGUUGAGUUUAUAUUGCACACUAGUUCUGAGUCGCAGCUUAUUGACAAAUCAAACCCCGAUACUCUGACGUCAUCUAACUUCAAUGAAUCUUAUCUCAGUAAGUUCAUUAUCCAUGGGUGGAUGGAAAGCUACAAUACCACGUGGGUUCAGGAUAUGAAGAAUGAACUAUUGCAUCACGGAAACUAUAAUAUCGUUUUGGUUGAUUGGGAGGAAGGCGCUAAUAAUCCGCGCUACAAACUUAGUGCCGAUAAUACUGAUAGGACCGGCGCAGAAAUUUACCAUUUUAUCAAAUUUAUUCAGAAUGUCUAUGUUGGUUACUCGGAAAGUCGUGUCCAUCUCAUUGGUUUCAGUCUGGGUGCGCAAGUGUCUGGCGCAACUGGUAUGCGCAUGCCCACUAUAGCCAGAAUUACAGGACUUGAUCCCGCUGGUCCAGGUUUUGAUAACCAUGGUGACAGUCGAAAAUUAGAUUCCAGCGACGCACAGUUUGUAGAUAUUAUUCACGUUGAUGGUGAUGUCACUGGAGGUGUUGGAUGCUGGUAUCCGAGUGGUCACGUGGAUUUCUAUCCCAAUGGUGGACAAUCUCAACCAGCUUGCAGGCUAUUGGCUGAUGACGGUGACGUUUCAUUGAUUGACCCAAGUAGCUGUGAUCACGGCAUGGCACCGCAGUACUUUAUCGAAUCCAUCAACACGGACUGUGAGUUUGAAGCUUACCCAUGCACCCAUGGUAAAAAAUGUUACUCGUGCGCAAGUGGGUGUAAUCGCAUGGGAUUUCACGCUUUCCCACAUACCACUGGUAUAUUCUACUUGGAAACCAAUUCUGAGAAGCCAUACUGUAAUAAGCCAGUUGUAUAG
Saccoglossus kowalevskii is the source of this 894-nucleotide messenger RNA. Its product is annotated as inactive pancreatic lipase-related protein 1-like. The record is from RefSeq and is a predicted model, not a curated record. Gene Ontology annotation, biological process: lipid catabolic process. Gene Ontology annotation, molecular function: lipase activity. Lineage: Eukaryota; Metazoa; Hemichordata; Enteropneusta; Harrimaniidae.